GCGCCUACAGGUAGCGCUGGUGGACUGGAACCCUGAAGCAGGUGUCAAGUGUAAGGUGGCCCUGGAUGAGCAGUUUGAACCUCAGAAGACAAUAUUCAUCCAGUGCGACGUUGCUGACCAGCAGCAGCUGAGAGGUUUCUGUCAUCAGCGGGACGUAUCUUGGUUUGGACUACAUGAGUAAGCAGCAUGGCGGGGAAGGCGGCAUCAUUAUCAACAUGUCGUCUUUAGCAGGACUCAUGCCUGUAGCGCAGCAGCCUGUUUACUGUGCUUCAAAGCACGGAAUUGUUGGAUUCACGCGCUCAGCAGCGCUGGCUGCUAAUCUUAUGAACAGCGGCGUGAGACUAAAUGCCAUUUGCCCAGGAUUUGUUAACACGCCCAUUUUGGAAUCCAUUGAAAAAGAAGAAAACAUGGGACAAUAUAUAGAAUAUAAGGAUCAUAUCAAGGAUAUGAUGAAAUACUAUGGAAUUUUGGACCCAUCGAUGAUUGCCAGUGGAUUAAUAACACUCAUUGAAGAUGAUGCCUUAAAUGGUGCUAUUAUGAAGAUCACAACUUCUAAGGGAAUUCAUUUUCAAGACUAUGAUACAACUCCAUUUCAUAAAACUCAAUGAAUGGAUUUAUAUUGACCAUAACUGAAAAUAAGUACAAAUGACUUACAUUCAGACCAUAUCUGCAUUUGAAUAGAGCUUUUCUUAAUGAAAUAAUAUAGUCUGAAGCUUUCCUUCAUGCACUGGUGUUAAUUCUUCUAAGUUUCUAAUUAAGCAUAUGGAUAAAAAAAUUAUGAACUAUCAAAAAUAUGAUGUGGA
Carlito syrichta (Philippine tarsier) is the source of this 803-nucleotide messenger RNA. It is a transcript of the gene HPGD, whose product is annotated as hydroxyprostaglandin dehydrogenase 15-(NAD). The transcript is spliced from 5 exons. Gene Ontology annotation, cellular component: cytoplasm. NCBI's taxonomy places the organism in Eukaryota, Metazoa, Chordata, Mammalia, Primates, Tarsiidae. The record is from RefSeq and is a predicted model, not a curated record. The coding region runs from base 174 to 608 and encodes 144 amino acids. Gene Ontology annotation, molecular function: oxidoreductase activity, acting on the CH-OH group of donors, NAD or NADP as acceptor.